CAAACAUUCUUGCCAGCCCACACAGCCGCCUCGCCCGCUCGUCCCCAUCGCUCCUCCCAAUCCCCCAAUCCCGGCGACCCAAAACCCCCGGGCCCCCGCCGCGCCGGCUCUCCUUUGCCGUCGUCACCGGCGUGGAGAAACCCUACCGUGCCUCGCUUCCUUCCGUUCGCCACCCAUCUCGCUUUCCCGUCCACCAACAGGAGACUCGCGAUGCCCGGAAACCGCGAGGUUGCAGUUGGCGGCGGCGCUGACCGGUUCAGCGACCUCCCCGACGGCAUCCUCGAGCUUGUCCUCUCCUUCCUCCCGGCCGCGGACGCCGUGCGCACGUCAGUGCUCUCCAGGCGGUUUCGGGGCGCCUGGGCCCACGCGCCCGCGCUCAACUUCUCCGACCACCUGCUCCGGGACCUUUUCCUCGGCUUCGCGCGCGAGGCGCUCGCGCGGUACGGCGCACCCGACAUCCCCGCGCUACAUGUGACCAUCGAAUCCGAGUUUAACCUCGGUCCCGCCACCGACGCGUGGCUCCGCGACGCCAUGGAGCGCGCCGUCGAAUCGGUCUCUGUCACCGUGACGGCGCCGGGAGCGCUGCACUGCCUGACUCUCCCUCGCUGCCUGAGAGCCAUGUCGAUCGCCCUCAGGCUGAGCGGCGUCUGCUUCCAGCACUGCCCGCUUGUCCUCCCGGAGCCCGACGCACCGACGUCGUUCUGCGGGUUGACGGAGCUGAGCCUCUCGAGGGUGAGGCUGCAGGAACGCGUGCGACCCCUCGGCGUGUUCCUGUCAUCUUGCUGCACCCAGCUGAGGAAGCUGCGCCUUAGCAAGGUCAGUGGGGGCCUGGCUGCAGAUGGGGGACUUACCCUGUGGCCGCUCGUGCUCCACUUGGACCUGCUGGAGGAGCUCGAGGUCGAUCGCGUCGAGACCUUUACCAAGCUGCAGGUGGCGUCCUCCAAUCUCCGCACCCUGGGUGUGCUCUCCUGCUUCGAGUCUUUCUUGCAGUGGGGCAUGGACACCGUGGUUGAGAUCUCGGGGCCGAGACUUGAGGAUGUCAGCUGGUCCGGCUCACUCCCGAAGCACCUCAGCUUCCUGAAUGGCAGUCAUUGCAUCCGGCGUCUGUCUGGUCUCCGUUUCUACUUGCCUGGUAAAGAGUUCCACUCUGCUAGCGCUGUGCGGUUACUGGAGAUGUGCUUAGCCGACCAUCUCACUGUUUGCAUUGACAUCCCAGACUCCACCUCUCCAGCCAUGUUUUUUUUUUGAACUUAAUGGCAGGAGCUCUGCCUUUCAAUUAAGGAGGGGAAAAAGGUUUAUGUACAGAUCAAAAGGGCCAAAACUCCAGCCAUGUUAACCCGAGAGGAGUUGGAGCAUGUACCACACCUUCCUAAAGUCAGAGCACUCUCGCUGCAGAUAUUUGCGAUUUUGCGGCUUAUCAGGUGUCCCAUUGCACCAGUUAUCUUAUCCUUCCUCAAGCAAUGCUCCAAUCUAACACAACUUCACAUUGACCUGUCGAUGCUGCACCAGUUCUCAAGGUUGUAUGCAGGGUCUUUUAUGGUUCCAGAUAACGAUGAAACUGAAUUGAAAAAGCCAUGGCAAAUUACUGACUGCGGCAUGUGGAAGAUAUGCAGAGAUCAACAGCAACUAAGUUCACUUCGAGAGAUAAGGCUCAGUGGGUUCAUGGGAACAGGCCGCGAGAUGGAGGUUGCUGAUCUUCUUUUUGGGGUUUGGGCAUCACGACCGGCGCUUGAGAGAAUAUCUAUAUCAUUGUUCCCUCAAUUAAACCAAGGCGUGGAUGGCAGUCUUGGGUGCGAAAUUGGAACAUGGUUGAAUUUCGAGGGGAUGCCUGUUUCGUUUGCGCGAGUACUGCAACAUAUGGAUGCCAUUGGUGCGAAGAUGAAGGCUGAGUUCCCUCUUAUGGGAGGAUGCUGGGAAACCAUUCCGAGGAAAGAAAUCACAUGGACCAGAACAUGAAUUGCAAGGUAAUAUGGUUUACAUAAAUAUUACGGGACAACAAAUACUGUUGCUGCAUUGUAGGAAUGUAGGAUGGCUAUUAGCUAGCUCCUUGGUCAUACAUCAAGUAGUUACACGUUUCUAGUUAAGUUUCCUGCAGUGAACGUUCUAAAUUGAUGAGGAGAUGGUGAUUAGGGUAGGGGCCACGCCAUGCUAGCGCUCUUGUUAUUUGCUAUGGUUAUUAUUGCAAUUAUUUUGGUGAAGUAUUGUGAUAUCAAUGAACAAGCACUUCCCAAGUGCCAUGUUUUCUUCUGCAGCAGCAUUUACUUUGAAAAUUGGUGGCCAUAUUUUUGGUACCGGAGAGUGGAGACCGCGUCUUGCCCAAGUAAAAAAUAACCAAAGUCACGUGUCACGUAUCUGUUGCUACCGCACUGCCUACGCCAUGUCGCGGAUAUAUGCUCGAUCUCGAUAGACGACUCGGAAUGACGCAACAAUCUCUGAAGCAUGGGUUGACUCCUGCUUGGAUGUGAACACGAUAACAUGUGUUUUGCAUUCGUGAUAACUUACCAGGUUAAUCUUUGUACGAGAGAAACAUUUUAAAACUCAGCGAUGGAAGAUUCCUGAAAUUUUCAUGGGAAUGUAAAGCUCAUUUUCCUGCAAUAAAUGGGAACAAAAAAAAA
Molecule: messenger RNA, 2615 nt
Organism: Sorghum bicolor (sorghum)
Lineage: Eukaryota; Viridiplantae; Streptophyta; Magnoliopsida; Poales; Poaceae
Product: F-box protein At5g03100
Exons: 4
Coding region: 211-1248 (345 amino acids)
Molecular function (GO): protein binding
Source: RefSeq, a predicted model, not a curated record